Messenger RNA from Serendipita indica DSM 11827, 1110 nucleotides. Lineage: Eukaryota; Fungi; Basidiomycota; Agaricomycetes; Sebacinales; Serendipitaceae. The record is from the annotation of a GenBank genome assembly.
AUGGCAUAUCAGAAUGCUCCGCCAGCGAAAACUCACUACGUUCUGCCUCAAGAUGAUAAAGAAUUCAACCGACUGGACCUCCAGCAUGAGAUGCUCAAGAUCGGAUUCAACGGCCUAAACGUAUGUAAUGAGCUCGUCAACUCGGUGCUCACCAACCGCAUGGGAGAGGAGCUUCAAGUUUUGGAUCUGGGCUCUGGAUCCGGAUCAUGGGCCAUAGAGAUGGCUCGCCAAUAUCCCUACGUGAAGGUCCAUGGCCUCGACCUAAAACCACGCGAGCACGAAGAAACUUUACCAAGUAAUUGCGACUUUGAGGUCUGGGAUAUAAACGAUGGCUUGGACCACCACUAUAGACAAUUCGAUUUUGUCCAUUGCCGAUUUACCGAAACAGGGUUUAAAGAUCACAAGCGCGCGAUGACCGAGAUUGAGCGAUGCCUGAAGCCUGGUGGCCUGCUCAUGUUUAUCAUUGCGACUAUUCCUGUCACAGAAGAAAGGAAUACCCCAUAUAUGCCGUACAUGUCAACUCAAACUGACGGCUCCUGGCUUCAACGGGCGAUCAUUGCACAACGCGUUGGCAUCCGGAACAUGGGUUCGGAUCCUUACACAGCAGCUCAAGAAGUAGACACCGGUCUUUGGAAGCACGAGCUCAUUGAGCCUGCGACGUGCGGGGCAGCGUUAUUCACCUUUCCUGUGGGUCCUUGGGCAACAUCUUCCGAUCCUGCAGAAGCUGAACGACUUCGCACACUGGGAGAACUCAACAAGAGAAACAUACUUAUCGUUCAUCACCACUGGAGAGCCCUCUUCGACCAUUCCAAGAGGUCUGAAAAGGAGUGGAAAAUUCUGAUCGAGAACACCGAAAGAGAACUCCACACGGACGAACACCACUUGUCUAUUCGCGUACGAGCGUUAUGGGGAAGACGUGUGAACACGGAGUCUCCUCCAUCUCCGUAUCAUGCACCGAAUGACAACAAGUCAUCUUUCACGGGAUUUCGACUCGCUUCCUUUUACGAUUCCGAAGAGGAAUGGCUGCGCCUUUCUGAAGAAUACAACUCGAGGUUAACUCCAGAGAUGCGGGCCCUAAUGACUAUUCCCAAUUACGACCCAUUGGAAUAG